Messenger RNA from Panonychus citri (citrus red mite), 1302 nucleotides. RefSeq lists its product as uncharacterized. The record is from RefSeq and is a predicted model, not a curated record. Lineage: Eukaryota; Metazoa; Arthropoda; Arachnida; Trombidiformes; Tetranychidae. The transcript is spliced from 2 exons. Bases 92 to 1135 code for a protein of 347 amino acids.
UGAAGUUCAAAGUUUGAAUGUUUAUUUGAAAAAAAAACGUGUUAUUUUUUUUUUGUUUUUUAUUUGUUUGGUGUUUUUUCUGUUCCUCAAAAUGGAUUCUUAUGUUGAUCGAUCGGCGAUUGAUGAUGUUAUUAAAGUUUUCAAAACUUAUUCCAAAAUUUGUGAAAAGAAAAAGAAAACCAAUCUACUUUCUGUUGAUGAUAAUAAUGACAAAAUUUAUCUGCAGAUGAGCUUCAAAUUACCACCAGCAAAUAGGACAACUUAUAUAAACAAUUAUCGUCCUCUUCCACAUCCAUACCUUAAUUUAAUUGAUCCAACAAUUUGUAUAAUUGUAAUGGAUCGUAACCAUGAAGGUUUACCCGAUCGGGAUUAUGAUCUUCGGAUUACCAAGGAAUAUUACGAAAAAAGAUUGAUUGAAGCUGGUAUUUCCAAGGAUCUGAUAAAACAUCGACUCUUCAUCUUACCAAUGAGAGAAUUACUAACCGAGUAUCGGUUGCCAAUAAUGAAACGUCGUCUUGCCUCAUCAUUUAAUGUAUUUAUGGCCGAUUCUCGGUUAGUCUCAAAUAGAUUUAAAUUGUUACCCAAAUUUUUAGGAAAAAAAUUCUGGAUUGAAAAGAAAUGUUUUCCAAUUGGAAUCAGUUUAAAAUACAAAAGAAAACACCUGAAAAACUCAUUCAAUAAAGCGCUUGGAACUUGUUCCCUUUAUAUAACUGGACAUGGACCCGAUUCAAGUGUAGCAUUUGGGCUUUCCAGACAAUCGGAAAAAGAGCUAGCCGACAAUUUAGAAUUUGUUUGUAAAUCAGUUUAUAAAACUUUCGGUAAAGCAAUCCAAUUAUUGAAGAUCAAAUCAACAAAAUCAUUGGCGAUACCAUUUUAUGCUGAUCUCAAUCAACCCAUCGAAGAAGUGAAAAAUAUAAUUCCACGAACAGUUCGACUUAAUGCCAAUCCAGUCAUAGAUGAGCAUCCAUUCUACGACAAUGCUGAAUUGAUUGUUUAUCCGACUGGUAAAACUGCGAUAAAAAGGCCCCGCAAUUGGACUCCAGAAAGUGAUGAGGAAGAAGAUGAAGAGUUUUAUCGAAAUCCAUCAUCAUAUGGGGCAAAUCAGAAUGGAGGUUUCAAGAGACAAUUUAACUAAGCAAUUAAAUGACAUGAAAGAGAAACUUUUUUUCUAUGGCAAUUAGAUUGCGAGCCCUACAUGUAAAUCACUAGAUAUGUUUUGUUUUGUUUUGUACAAUUAAAUGUAACACAAUUGUCAUGAUUAUGUGUUUGUUUGUUGAACAAUUAAAAUGUCAGUGAAUUUAA